Messenger RNA from Lepus europaeus (European hare), 1354 nucleotides. RefSeq names its product DAN domain BMP antagonist family member 5 (gene DAND5). The transcript is spliced from 3 exons. The coding region runs from base 1 to 615 and encodes 204 amino acids. The record is from RefSeq and is a predicted model, not a curated record. Gene Ontology annotation, biological process: signal transduction involved in regulation of gene expression; determination of heart left/right asymmetry. Gene Ontology annotation, molecular function: morphogen activity. Lineage: Eukaryota; Metazoa; Chordata; Mammalia; Lagomorpha; Leporidae.
AUGCGCAGGGAGCUGGGAGGCAGGCGCCAUCCCGGGAGCCGCCGCCAGAGGGCGCGCGCGGCCGCCAGCAGGCGCAGCUUCCCGGGGAUGCGGGCGCGGGAAGAGCCGGCCCCGCCGCUUCUCACGGCUCCGACGGACUCCCGCCUCCUCACCUGGACCCAGGCUGCGGUGGGAGGGGUACCGGCCCCGGCGGUGCCAGCUCCAGCCCUUGGCAGCUGGAAGAUCUUCCUGAGUUUGCAGAAAAUCGGAAGGCUGGGGGUGGGCGGGCUGCAGGGGGCGCCGGAAGUGACCGCCGCCCCCGUGCCUCUGCCCCUCGACCCGCAGGAGGUGACCCAGGAGGUGUGUAAGGCUGUGCCCUUCACGCAGGUGCUGUCCCGGCCCGGCUGCUCCACCGCCCGCGUGCACAAUCGCAUCUGCUUUGGCCGUUGCGCCUCACUCUACGUGCCCGGCUCAGACCCCGCCUCGCUCGCCCUCUGCAAUGGCUGCGAACCCGCCCGCCAGCGGCGGGCACCCGUGGUGCUGUGGUGUCGAGGGGGCCGCGGCCGAGCGUUCCCGCGGCGAGUGAAGACGUCCACCGUGCUGAUCGACAGCUGUCGGUGCAGCCCCAAGGCUUGAAACCCACAACACCUUGGGGUGGUGGUGGGACCUGCAAUGACUGCGCGGGGGAGGGGAGGGAUGUCAAGAGACCAAGGGAUGCAGGGACACGCAGCCAUGUUCCCAGAGUGCACCCCCUCCCCUGCUCCCCUGGACACAGCCCCCAGCCCCAGCCGGCCGUGGGGUUGAACUGAGAAUAGUCUUAGCGCUGCUCACUGAGGGACAGGUGCUCAUUUGCAUAGCCCUCACAGCAGCCCAAUGAGAGAGGGUCUUUCUCUUGCCCCUUUGGUUGGCUCCGCCCCUCACCCAUCACAACUGCCUGGCUCUGGAUGGGUUACGCAGAGGGCCAGCUGGCUCUAGAUUUUGCAAGAUGUUCUCUUGGAAUCUAGGUUCUGGGUUCUAGAAGCUGCAUUCUAGUUCUUUUUAAUGAAUUCCUUGAAAGAGAGAGAGAAAGAAAGAGAACACUUCUGUCCACUGGUUCCCUCCCCCAAAUGCCUGCAACAGCCAGGGCUGGGUCAGCCGGAAGCCAGGAGCCUGGAACUUCCAUCCAGGUCUCCCACGUGGGUGCAGGGGCCCAAACACUUGAGCCAUCACCUGCUGCUCUCCCUGCGCAUGCGCGGGGAGCUGGCUUGGCCGCACUCCAAGGGGGGUGGGCAGAGGAGAGCUCCAGCCCAGACACAUUGACCCGGAAUGGGGGCACCCCCCGCUCCUGCCCAGAGGCAUCACAACUCCCGCCCCCUAGGCGGUGGCCAGGUUUAAC